Coffea eugenioides is the source of this 726-nucleotide messenger RNA. RefSeq names its product deoxyuridine 5'-triphosphate nucleotidohydrolase-like. The transcript has 3 exons. Gene Ontology annotation, molecular function: magnesium ion binding; dUTP diphosphatase activity. Lineage: Eukaryota; Viridiplantae; Streptophyta; Magnoliopsida; Gentianales; Rubiaceae. The record is from RefSeq and is a predicted model, not a curated record. Gene Ontology annotation, biological process: dUTP catabolic process; dUMP biosynthetic process. The coding region runs from base 1 to 531 and encodes 176 amino acids.
AUGGCCGAAGAGAUGAACCUCCAAAACCAUAGCCCCGAAGUCAAAGAACCCACCCCAGAAAUCCGGAGACUUGACCCUGAAAAUGGCUUGAUCCAACCCGCCACCGCCCCAUUUUUCCGAGUCAAAAAGCUCUCUGACAAAGCAGUUUUGCCCUCUAGAGCUUCUCCCCUCUCUGCUGGCUAUGAUCUCUCCAGUGCUGCUGAAAUAAAAGUGCCCGCCCGAGGCAAAGCUUUGAUCCCGACUGAUUUGAGCAUUGCCGUCCCUGAAGGAACCUAUGCCCGUGUUGCGCCGCGGUCGGGAUUGACAUGGAAGAAUUCAAUUGAUGUUGGAGCUGGAGUGAUAGAUGCAGAUUACAGGGGUCCAGUUGGGGUGAUUUUGUUCAACCAUUCUGAUGUUGACUUUGAGGUGAAGCCCGGUGACAGAAUUGCACAGCUGAUUAUUGGGAAAAUUGUGACGCCGGAGGUGGAAGAAGUUGAUGAUCUGGAUACCACUGUCAGGGGAGCUGGAGGUUUUGGAUCAACUGGGGUUUAGAGCAUUCAGGAAUCCAGACAAGUAUUACUGAUGGUAGAUAAUGACUAGUAGGAAAAGGUGGUUUUCUUAUAUUAUUUUGUUUUAUAUUUGGUAUCAGGGAUUAAGGGUGAAGAUGGAUUGCUCUCCAAUAUUCUAUGGAAAAUCACAUGUUUAUCUAGUACUGUGGCUGCCUGUUCCUGAAGAGCUAGUAUGUUG